UUGCAAGUUUCAGUCGGGCUUUAGUUUCAAACUCGUGCUUGCAAAGCAAAGUGGAGAGAUUUCUGGAUUAUUAACAAAAUUCAAAAAUCAAAACAAUUUAUGGAAAAUGUAUUCAGUGUUUUCAUUUUCAGAAUUCUUUUACUCUAAAAACGCUAAUUUUAUUUUUUAUUUUUAACUUUUGACAAGACAAUUCCUUAAAUUCUUCAAACAUUUGCACGUCUCUUCAUCUCUUUAAAGCUUUUCCCAUAUGUAAAAUAAAUUUCAUUCACUCAAAAAAAGAAAGAGAAAAUUAACGAAAAGCCAUGUUUCUGAGUUGUGUUACUUUCCCACCACCACCUUCCAUCUUCAUGACAGCCAUGUCAGUGGUGAGUGUGGUGUCAAUGGCGAACGGAGGCUACUCUGAAACCGUGGGAAAGCAUAUGCAAUAUUCCAAGUUUUGGAACGUUAACUCUGAGAAAUCUGCGGCAAAACAGGCUAAAGUUUCGAGCAGAAACGGGAUGCUUAUGCUUUAUACGCCUGCCUUUUUUGCGGGUCUUUCUUCUUUCUGGCUCUUUCCUGAUGACGGUUUCAGGUUUCUUUUGCUUAAGUCUGCUCUCACCUUCCAUUUCUUCAAAAGAAUCUUUGAGGUAUUGUUCAUUCAUAAAUAUAGUGGCGCGAUGACUCUUGACUCUGCAAUUGUUAUCACUCUAAGUUACUUCAUAUCAACUUCAACCAUGAUCUAUAAUCAACACUUAUCACAAGGAUUACCAGAGCCAUCAAUUGAUUUGAAGUAUUUUGGGAUGAUUGUGUUCUUGUUGGGAAUAAUUGGUAACUUCUACCAUCAUUUCCUCCUCUCAAAAAUGAGAAAAGAUGGUGAAAAACAAUACAAAAUUCCCAAGGGAGGUUUAUUUGACAAAGUAGUAUGCCCACAUUAUCUAUUUGAGAUAUUAGUGUUCUGGGGAUUUGCUUUUAUUUCUCAAACUUUUUAUGCAUUCUCAUUUGCUCUAGGCACAAGUUUUUACUUGAUGGGAAGGAGCUUUGCCACUAGGAAUUGGUACCUUACCAAAUUUGAGAAUUUCCCAAAAGAUGUCAAGGCAGUCUUUCCAUAUUUGUUGUAAAAUGAAAAUUUAUUUUAUCAUGCUUCAAAGAUGAUGUAUACAUUAUUAAUUUCAACUCAA
Molecule: messenger RNA, 1157 nt
Organism: Pistacia vera
Lineage: Eukaryota; Viridiplantae; Streptophyta; Magnoliopsida; Sapindales; Anacardiaceae
Product: steroid 5-alpha-reductase DET2-like
Exons: 2
Coding region: 303-1097 (264 amino acids)
Biological process (GO): lipid metabolic process
Molecular function (GO): oxidoreductase activity, acting on the CH-CH group of donors
Source: RefSeq, a predicted model, not a curated record